Andrographis paniculata is the source of this 576-nucleotide messenger RNA. RefSeq lists its product as uncharacterized. Bases 100 to 477 code for a protein of 125 amino acids. The record is from RefSeq and is a predicted model, not a curated record. Gene Ontology annotation, molecular function: rRNA binding; structural constituent of ribosome. Gene Ontology annotation, biological process: ribosomal large subunit assembly; translation. Lineage: Eukaryota; Viridiplantae; Streptophyta; Magnoliopsida; Lamiales; Acanthaceae. The transcript has 2 exons. Gene Ontology annotation, cellular component: ribosome.
AUUUUCAAUUUGGAAACCCUUAAACGGGAAUAGUGUAGCAGUGGAAAUCACAGAAAAGUUCGGACUUCUAUCUCGCGGAGGAGAUCAUUCUCAACGACAAUGAACAAGAAGGAGGUAUUUAAAUUGGCGAAGGGAUUUCGCGGCAGAGCGAAGAAUUGUAUAAGGAUAGCGAGGGAGAGAGUGGAGAAGGCGCUUCAGUAUUCGUACAGAGACCGCCGCAACAAGAAGCGUGAUAUGCGUUCGCUUUGGAUCCAGCGAAUCAACGCCGGCACUCGCCAGCACGGGGUGAAUUAUGGGAAUUUUAUGCAUGGACUGAUGAAGGAGAACAUUCAACUAAACCGGAAAGUCCUGUCGGAGAUAUCUAUGCACGAGCCCUACAGCUUCAAGGCACUGGUUGACAUCUCGCAGAAAGCUUUCCCGGGAAACAGGGCAGCAUUACCUUCUCACAAAAAGGAAGGCCUUGCAAUUCUUGUCUGAAUUCUGUCGUUGCAAUUCUUGUUUUACCAUCGUACGUCCAGCGCCAAAAAUUUUACAGCUAUACUCGUCGUUAAUCUGAGCUCCACCUUUUUAAUCUAA